CCCCACUUCCCCCUGUGGCCCUGCCCUCGCCUUCGCCUCCCUCCCACCGCGAUGGCCGCCGCGCCGCCGUCCCCGCGGCCGCCGAGGGCGCACCGCGACGGCGGAGACGCCCCCAUCUCCCUCUUCAUCGAAACCGACCUCGGCACCCGCCUGGCGAUGCUCGUCGCCCCCGACACCACCAUCCGUGGCCUAAAGUCGCAGGUGAAAGCGGAGCACGCCGCCGCCUUCCCCGACCUUGGCCCCGUCGCAGUCAAGUCUUUCCAGGUCCGGCGGAAGGGUGUACUGUAUCACCUAUCUGAUUCAAUGACAGUGACAAGUGCCUUCACCAAAAUCAAAGGUGGGUGCUUUCUUUAUGUCAAGAUGGCAGAGGCAGCAGCAGCCACACUCUGCCACGAAGAUGAUGGAAGGAGAUCAAGUGGUAGUCAUCUUGGAAUUCCUGUAAGGAAGUGUGUUCAGGAGCUGCCUGCAAUGACAUCAAAAAUUACUUGUGAUGGGCUUCCUCAAAGGCUAGAAGGUGGUGAUGCUGCUGCAGCGUUGAAUGACGUUCAAACACAUGAUGCAUUACCAUCCUCAUCACAGCUAAAUACUGAAAUAAAGAAGAAAGAAGCAAGUGAUACAGAAGCAGGAUCUGAUCCAGUUAUAGAGGAAGCAAAGAGUCGCAGUAACCAGAUAAAAUAUGCUAAUCAAACUGAAGGUGCUUAUAUUAGUUCCAAAUCAAUAUCAAAUGUUGGUAAACCUUCAAAUCAGAGCGAUGUGUCACAUGUUGGUGCCGGAGAUUUGACUAAAUCGAGUAGAGCUCCACUGGAAGCAGGCAUAAAUACUUUUUUCCGGCAAGAAGUUCAAGACACUGUUGGAAAGAGGAGGAGGAGGAGAAAUCGUCAAUUGACCCCUUCCAUAGCUGCUGAUCAAGAAACAAGCGUACCAUCAGCUGUGGUUAAGGAGUUAUCUAUAUCCACAGGUGAUGCAUCUAAUGUUGAAUUGACAGGCAGAGAUGAAACUGCAGUCAAAGCAUCUGGUUUGCCUCUUUCAUCAUCAGGACUCAAUGAUGGAAACCAGGGGGGCAAACAUGUUCCGUUUAUGAGCGAUGCUCAGGCAUCUACUGAUGUAAUCUCUGAACAAGGGAAAUUUGAUAAAGGAUGUAGAAGCCCUUCCGUUCGAGAUGCCAUUUAUUCCGCAGGUGAAGUUGUAGCUAGUGAAGAAAAAACUUCAAAAGGAAGUAUCACCCCAUGUGAUGGAGAUGAGAAGCAUGAACAAAUAAAACAACAUGAUGAGGGAGGUCUUGAUAAAGGUGUAGCUGAAAUAAGAAACACGGUGAAACAUGGGAAAAGUAUAGAUGCCCUGAAUAAGAGGCGGAGAAAGGAUAACACUUCACCAUUGAAGAAGCACAAGAGAGCAAGUAAGGCUAGUUCUGCUGACUUGGGUUCCAUGAAUACUACUCAUGAGAAGGAGAUGCAUGGGUAUCAAGAGAAUGCAGCUAGAUCAGGUGCAGUUUCUGCUGAAAGGGUGAUUCUCUAUGACCCUUCUACGCAACAGAUCUCAAACAAUGUGCAACAAGGGGAUUCAAAUAUAACAGAGAAUUCAACUGGUGAUCGUAAGAAAAAGAAAACAAGACGACAGCACUCAGAAUCGUCAAAGGGUGUUGAUCCUAGUCAAGAUCUGACAACAUCAUCUGCAUUUGUUAAGAAUGAAAGCUCGAUGCAAGUUGUAGCUAGUGAAGAAAAAACUUCAAAAGGAAGCAGCACCCCAUGGGAUGGAGAUGAGAAGCAUGAACAAACAAAACAACAUGACGAUGAAGGUCAUGUUAAAGGUGUAGCUGAAAUAAGCAACACGGUGAAACAUAGGAAAAGUACAGAUGCCUUGGAGAAGAGGCGGGCAAAUGAUAAUACUUCUCCGCUGAAGAAGCGCAAGAGAGCAAGUAAGGCUAGUUCUGCUGACCUUGGUUCCAUGAAUACUACUCAUGAGAAGGAGAUGCAUGGCUAUGAAGAGAAUGCAGCCAGAUCACGUGCAGUUUCUACCGAAAGGGUAAUUCUCCAUGACCCUUCUAUGCAACAGAUCUCAAACAAUGUGCAUCAAGGUGAUUCAAAUAUAACAGAGAAUUCAACUGGUGAUGGGAAGAAAAAGAAAACAAGACGACAGCACUCAGAAUCUUCAAAGAGUGUUGAUCCUAGUCAAGAUCUGACAAAAUCAUCUGCAUUUCUUACAAAUGAAAGUUCGAUGCAAGUCACAGAUGUUGCUCCCCUGGAUACAAUACAAACAACCUCAUGCAGUAUAGGAGCAACAGUUAUUGACCACAAGAAGCUUGGUGAAAACCUUGAUAUAGCGGCAAAAAAUGUGAUUGAUGAGGUUUUGGCAGAUCUGAGAUCUAAAGACAGCUUAAGUAUGGAUUUGGAUGGAGAUAUGUUAACAGGAAAAACUCACCUAGGCGGCAAUAAUAAUGAACUAGAACAUCCUGAAUCCACAGCGGAUGAAGUUGGUGUCAAUACUGCAUUACCUCUGAAAUAUCCUGCAGCAGGUCACUCUGAUGUUUCUGCCAGCUCACCGAGACUUAAGAAGUCUAAGAGGGAAAAGUUGAAAGUGCUAUCAACAAUGAUUGACUCAUCUCAUCAUUCAAACGGUGUACCUGAAGAAGAUGCUAAUAAAGAAUUAAAUGAGUCUGAUUCUUUGAGGUUUUCUGACAAAACAAGUGACCCUAAGGAUAUUUUGACUGGAGAUGUCGUUGCACAAGCUGGUGAGAAACCCAAAGCCACUAAGCGCGGGGAAAAGAAGCUUUCCUUAAAGAAGGUAUCUGUAGAUAGUGGUAAAACUUUGGAUGAGCGAGUCAGUCAGGUUGAUACAUUAGACUUGAAGGGAAUGAAUGCUACACGAGCAAAUUUGGUUCAAGGAGGUUCUGUAGUUCAAACUCCUUUGAGUACUACUGGAAAAGUAGAGCAGAAAGGCAGAAGGUCUUCCAAGACUCACACUGCUAAAAUACAAGAAACUAAUUGUUCUACCCUUGGGCUGGAUAGUCAGUUAUCUAAGGACACCCAGGAUGAGUAUGUGACCCAUGUCAUUGGGACCUAUAAUAAUGAAAAUGCAGCAAUAACUCCAAAAGAAAUACCUGUAGUUCAGAAAGAUGAGGCUUUGAAAUCCUCCGGCCCUAAUGCUCAAAAAGCAAGGAAAAAAAUUUCAAACUCUAAACUUCAAAGUUCUGAUUCAGUCCUGGAACAUGGUUCCAGUGCAGAUUUGGAGCACCCCGGGUCUGAGAAGGGUCUGGUCAGCCCUAAAAGUUCUGUUGUUGCCGCUGAACCAAAUUCUGAUAGUGUUAUUCAUCCUGCUAGUGAUGCAAUCGAUUUCCUUGAUUAUUUUAGCUCCAGCAAGAUGAAUGAUCCUCCAAUUUCUGCAGAACACAAACAAAAUAAUGUGGAUGAAACUUUAAGGGAAGUGAAGAACAAAAAGAAAAACAAAAGAAAGCUAAGCACUGGUAGCAUUGAACCAAAUGAUGUUUCCGAAUCUCUUCUUCCCACAGACAAAACUAGCUUAACUGGUCAUUUUGGUACCAGCAAAGCUGAUAUACCUUCUGUUGCAGCAGAAAACAUGAACAGAGAAGAUGAGAAUGUGAAGAACGGAAAGGAUAAGAAGAGAAAAGCGAAAGCGAAUACGGAAAUGCCUGUUGCUGAAAAGGAAAAUCCAAACUGUGAUAAUCAAGGCUAUAUUGGUACCCAAGAAUCGCUUCUUUCUGCUGUACAAAAUGGAAGGAUGGGUCAGGACAAUGGAAAAGAGAGCAGCACUAAAGUUACUCAGAAUGACAGUAAAGUACACUUCGAGCCAGAAGAUGCCACUCUUGAGAAUAAGAGCGAACAUAGUGGUGUUGAUGGUCAAAACGAGUUACUCACGGAUAAGGAUCAUGUACAUAUAAGCAAAGAUGUGAGGAAGUCGACUUCUCAGAUAAAGCCCCAUGCUAAGAGUAAGAAUGAUGAGUCUAUCAAGCAAAGGGUCGCUUCAAAUCCUAAGCCUGUAAGCAACCUUGUGAAGGACUUCUCCAUGAGUCCACAAGUGUCAGGUGACAGCACAGAGCACAUACCUCAAAGUGUUAACCGACAUAGAGUUGCAGUACGGAAAGUUCCAAGUAAAAGGUAUGAACAGACCAGGCAGAAAUCCAAAAAGGAGAAUAGGGAGCUAGGCUCUGCAAUAUUCAAUGAUGCUAACAGUGAAGGCUCUGAUGAUGAAUUGGACACCAAGGACAAUAAGGCUGUCAUGGAAGCAUCGCCUGAUAAUUCAUCUACAUCUGCUGAUUCAGGUAUUUCAUCUGAAGCCUCUGAUGAAAGCGAUGUUCCCGAUGAUGCUGAUGGCACUCUAUCCUUAUCUCAGAAGAGACUCAAAGAAGGACUGCACAUCAGCUCCAUUCUUCGAGGUACCAAUAGCUAUAAGAAGGCGAGGAAGAAGCGAUUGGAGCUGUUGGAUGAUGACACCGUGGUGCCUGAUAGCCAGCCUGGGGAUGGCCUUUGGGAUUGAGCCUAACGCUUACGAGAAGCACUGUCCCUGGUUCAAACUUUUGCCUCUAUCCACCUGAUGCAGUGCAAGUUUUAGGUGAGCCCCCCUAGAUGGUGGGCCUUUUUUUUUAUGCGAACUACGGCGGACCCAUUGGGUCAGCCUGAACGAAAUGUUAGAAGGGCAACAUAACAGUUACAGGGAGGUUAUCUUGUAAACCGCGCUCCCACAGCGGCGUGACUUGCUGAUGGCAUUUUUGUUGGUCAUAGCCAUAGGCCACACUCGGCUGUUCGUAGCCCCAACCCUUAGUCCAUUUCUUUUGUCCUUAACACCUGGCUAAACUGGCUAAACAAUGUUGUUAAUGCUACAACUUACCAGUUUUAUCUAAGACAAACGAUGCCUAUUCUCAACAUCU
Molecule: messenger RNA, 4882 nt
Organism: Panicum virgatum (switchgrass)
Lineage: Eukaryota; Viridiplantae; Streptophyta; Magnoliopsida; Poales; Poaceae
Exons: 7
Coding region: 52-4491 (1479 amino acids)
Source: RefSeq, a predicted model, not a curated record